Molecule: messenger RNA, 1588 nt
Organism: Hylaeus volcanicus
Lineage: Eukaryota; Metazoa; Arthropoda; Insecta; Hymenoptera; Colletidae
Product: zinc finger protein ZPR1 homolog
Exons: 5
Coding region: 542-1465 (307 amino acids)
Cellular component (GO): cytoplasm; nucleus
Molecular function (GO): zinc ion binding
Source: RefSeq, a predicted model, not a curated record
GUUUUUAUGUGUGGUUUUCACGAAAAGAAAAAAAACGUGUUUUUUUAUUUCUUUAGAUAUUCUUGUGAGUUCCUUCGAAUGUUCGCAUUGUGGACAUACGAAUCGUGAAGUUCAAAGCGGCUUAUCUUUAGCAGAAUCUGGUGGAUGUCGCUACGUUUUGAAAAUUAAAGAAACAAAGGAUUUAGAUCGACAAAUUAUUAAGGGAUGUCAUGGAUCACUUUUUUUACCUGAUAUUGAUUUGGAAAUUCCUACUUGUACACAAAAAGGUGUAUGUACUACUCUAGAAGGGAUUCUCCAAGAAACAGUAAAUGGGUUACGAAGGGCGUUGGAAAAUCCGGAACUGAGUUCUUCCCAUGAAUCUAUUAAUAACGUAUUAGAAAAAGUCAUUUGUUUUUCUUCACGCGAAUUUUUUCCUUUUACAGUCAUUUUAGAAGAUCCAUCGGGACAAAGUUAUAUAGAAUCCUAUUCUACGGAUGUUUGUAAAUUGGACGAGAAUUUAGAGCUGACCCAUUUUCAACCGACUAAAGAGCAAUUGAAUGCGAUGGGGUUUUAUGAAACUCAGGAGACGAAGCAAGAAACAUUUUCAAAAUCUCUUGACACUGUGCAACAUCCUAUUCAUCAAAUUACCCAACUGGAUUUAGAGCACCUUCCAAAACAAAUUCAAAUGGAAGGAUGGGAUUUAUCUAAAAGUGUUGAAGAAAACAUACAGACGUUUUCACGUUCAGGGACGGCUGAAAACAAUGAUGGCGCAGAUGAUACAAAAAUGGCUGUUCAUUUUUCUGUAGACUGUCCGCACUGCGGUCACCUAGGUCAUAAUGAUAUGUGUGAAAUAACAAUACCAGGUUUUCGAAAAUGUAUUAUCAUGGCUUUUGUUUGCGAUUCUUGUGGAAGUCGAAGCAACGAAGUUAAGCCAACAGGAGCAUAUAGCGACAAGGGUCGAAAGUGGACGCUUUACGUAAAUUCACAAGAGGAUUUAAAUCGUGAUAUUUUAAAGUCGCAUACUGCUUCCAUAAGUUUACCUAGUAUUGAUUUUGAAAUGUUAAUGGGAAGUUUAGGUGGAGUUUUUACCACAUUAGAAGGCCUUCUUUUGAAAAUUAGGGAUAAUUUAACCCAACAAUGUGCUAUGUUUUUGGGAGAUUCCGCAAGUAUCGAUCGAAAAGACGCUUACGACAAACUUAUGGAUCAACUUUUAAAGUUCGCCACAGAACCACAUCUGUAUCCUUUCACAUUUAUCAUGGACGAUGCAGCUGAUUUUAGCAUGAUUGGCCCUAAAGAUUCUUUGCACAAAUUGCCUUCUUCUACUAUUAUGGAGGGAGGUCAUGAAGAUAUCUUUCAAAAUGACGAGAAUUUGAAAUUUGAGUAUUACGAAAGGUCGCAAGAGCAAAAUGACGAUUUAGGAAUUAGUGAUAUGGUCGUUGAAAAUUAUGAAGAAUCAUUAAAAGAAAACAGUGAAAAUGUCGUAUGAGUGUACAACUCGUAAACAAAUAAGUCAAAAUAGAAUUAAAUUUAUUCAAAAAAAAAGAAUAAAAAUAUAACUUUAUAAGCAACAUAAGAAAAUUGUGUACUGGUUGUAUUAAUAUAACUCAAA